AUGCACACCUCAAAACGCUCCCCCACACCUCCCUCCUCCUCGCCAUCCGCCCUGCACAUUUGCAUGCAGGUGAACGAGAUGGCAUCGAAGCACCACCCACAUCUGGUGCGGCUGCUGGGGUUCUGCAUCGAUUACAACGAGGCCACGGAGCAGACGGAGCAGAUCCUCAUCUACGAGUUCAUGCCCAACGGCGACCUCGAAUGCUGGCUCGGCCCUGCUGCCGCCCAGCCGCUCUCUCUGCUGCAGCGCUUGGAUGUGAUGAUCGGAGUGGCGGAGGGGCUGCAGUACUUGCACAGCUUUGGCAUCGUGCACCGCGACAUCAAGCCCGCCAACAUCCUGCUGGAUUGCAACUUGCAGGUGGCACCAUUCAUAGCAGCCAACGACGGAGUGACCUUCAAAGACCCGGCAUUGGACGCCCCGCCAGACAUCAUUCUGCGCCUGGCACGCCUGGCGCUCAGCUGCACCGCCAUGCCCACUGUGCUCCGCCCCAACUUAAUUAAAAUACUUGCUGAAUUGGAGGCUAUGCGCGAGGAGGUCAGUGGUGCCACCCGUAACCGUAUGGCGAGGCGGAUUGACAUGGAGAUUGACGACAAGCAGGGGCACAACCUGGAGGAGGAGGUGGCGAAUGCAAUUAAAUUAGGGUCGAGCGGAGAUGGUGAAGAGAGUAAGAAACGCAGUGAGUGA
Messenger RNA from Closterium sp. NIES-65, 684 nucleotides. The record is from the annotation of a GenBank genome assembly. NCBI's taxonomy places the organism in Eukaryota, Viridiplantae, Streptophyta, Zygnematophyceae, Desmidiales, Closteriaceae.